AUGUCUCUCAACCCUACUCUCAACCGGUGCGCUGUAUGCUGGAAAGAGGGAAGUCAGCUUUGCGCCUCUUGCAAGAGCUGUCACUACUGCUCGAAGGAGUGCCAGAAAGCCGAUUGGAAGUCACACAAGCUGCUGUGCAAGGACAUGACGACUCACUCGGAACGUCCCUCCCCCUUUCAUGUCAGGGCUAUCUACUUUCCACAAGACAAGCCAGUCCCGCAACUCGUCUGGGUCCCUUGCGUGCAAGGUUCCGAAAUGCUCGAUGAACUCAAUCACCCAAAUCCAAACUCCGUUCAAGAAUUCAUCGGGGAACCCGCCAAUUCUUAUCGAGCGCGUUGGAAUUAUUUUCAUAAGCAGUCAACACCCCGCAUUGUGAAUUUCCACUUCCGGCACAAUUUUAUGUAUGAUGGAUCAAAACUGACGGAAAGCCUCUAUACGGCCGUUGCCAAACACGGCCGUGGAAAUGGAAACGUCAUCUGGAAAGGCCCCCUUGUUGUCUUUGCUAUGUCCGUCGAAGAUCCACCAGAUGGUUCCGAUAUGCCAAUCUAUCGGUAUACCGACGCUACACUGGCGGACUUUCGAGGUAUCAUCGAUAUCACACUCGGGUAUGAUAAAUCCCAAGAAGAAGAUCUUGCUAGCAUUUUUGAAGCGUUUUUGCGAUGUACUAAAUCAUGA
Messenger RNA from Daldinia vernicosa, 675 nucleotides. RefSeq lists its product as uncharacterized. The transcript has a single exon. The record is from RefSeq and is a predicted model, not a curated record. NCBI's taxonomy places the organism in Eukaryota, Fungi, Ascomycota, Sordariomycetes, Xylariales, Hypoxylaceae. The coding region runs from base 1 to 675 and encodes 224 amino acids.